AUGAAGAGGGUGAAGGGUGUUCCCAUGGAGAGAGAUGGAUUGGCUGAGGAUGAAGAAGGUGAAGGAAUGAAGGGGGUGAAGGGUGUUCCCUGGGAGAGAGAUGGAUUGGCUGGGGAUGAAGAAGGUGAUGGAAUGAAGAAGGUGAAGGGUGUUCCCCGGGAGAGAGAUGGAUUGGCUGGGGAUGAACAAGGUGAAGGAAUGAAGGGGGUGAAGGGUGUUCCCUGGGAGAGAGAUGGAGUGGCUGGGGAUGAAGAAGGUGAAGGAAUGAAGGGGGUGAAGGGUGUUCCCCGGGAGAGAGAUGGAUUGGCUGGGGAUGAAGAAGGUGAAGGAAUGAAGGGGUUGAAGGGCGUUCCCAUGGAGAGAGAUGGAUUGGCUGGGGAUGAAGAAGGUGAAGGAAUGAAGGGGGUGAAGGGUGUGUCCCGGGAGAGAGAUGGAUUGGCUGGGGAUGAAGAAGGUGAAGGAAUGAAGGGGGUGAAGGGUGUGCCCCGGGAGAGAGAUGGAUUGGCUGAGGAUGAAGAAGGUGAAGGAAUGAAGGGGGUGAAGGGUAUUCCCAUGGAGAGAGAUGGAUUGGCUGGGGAUGAAGAAGGUGAAGGAAUGAAGGGGGUGAAGGGUGUGUCCCGGGAGAGAGAUGGAUUGGCUGGGGCUGAAGAAGGUGAAGGAAUGAAGGGGGUGAAGGGUGUGCCCCGGGAGAGAGAUGGAUUGGCUGAGGAUGAAGAAGGUGAAGGAAUGAAGGGGGUGAAGGAAUGA
Messenger RNA from Coccomyxa subellipsoidea C-169, 747 nucleotides. RefSeq lists its product as hypothetical. NCBI's taxonomy places the organism in Eukaryota, Viridiplantae, Chlorophyta, Trebouxiophyceae, Coccomyxaceae. The record is from RefSeq and is a predicted model, not a curated record. The coding region runs from base 1 to 747 and encodes 248 amino acids. The transcript has a single exon.